Messenger RNA from Lingula anatina, 1611 nucleotides. Its product is annotated as galactose-3-O-sulfotransferase 2. The record is from RefSeq and is a predicted model, not a curated record. NCBI's taxonomy places the organism in Eukaryota, Metazoa, Brachiopoda, Lingulata, Lingulida, Lingulidae.
GACACAGCACAUAGAAAUGCAAUAUAGAACUGACAGUUGUACACAUUGGGAUGGCAAAGGAGAGUACAAACUUGGACACAAGUCAAGGUGAUUGUACGGGUGACAAAUAUUUGACCAAAUUCAGUCUAGCGCAAACGGAAAGGAAUGUUACCUUUCUGAAUUACACAGGACGGGAAUGGCCAGAAUAGGAGUCAUAUUACCCAGUAUUCUGCUCGGUCUCGUCAUUGUGGUGGCCAUACAAAUCCACGUUCUUCGUGAGACUUAUAUCGAACUCAGGGAGGAGAUGAUCAGAUUGCAUAAGCACACCAAUGUAAGGAAUGUGCCCGGUGUACCAUUGACAGACUACCUAGAUUUAGAGUCUGAAAAUGCCGACAAUUACCUAGAUCAAUAUACCACCGCCUUACACAAUACUGACGAUGAUCAGAUGGACGAAGCAUCGCAAGGUACUUCGAUAGAUGCCGACGUUCCACCCCAUCAAAACAUCGUGAUCCUAAAAACGCACAAAACCGCGAGCAGCACCCUCCAGAAUAUCCUCAUGCGAUUCGGCAUUGAGAGAAACCUAACGUUUGCUAUAGGAAAGGGUGUGUACCGUUUAGGCUAUCCAUACCAUUUUCGAAAGAACGACACUUUUCCUCUAAAUGUGGAUCACAUCAACAUAUUUUGCCACCACGCUCGGUACAGCGACGACAUAAAGGAAAUCAUGCCUUCAGAUAGUAAAUACAUUACGAUUCUCCGUGAACCACUUUCCCUUUUCCCUUCCCUCUUUUUUUACUAUGAUAUACCGAGCGUGCUACGCAUGAAUGUCACAGGUAGCGUUGCCUUGGAUACGUUUACAUCGAACCCAACGGAAUGGACUAGGGCCAUUCCCGUGUAUGGUUCCUCAUUACGGAAUCCCAUGCUCUUCGAUUUAGGACUCCCACUUGCUUCGCUUGGAAAUCUUAGCGAUAUUAGGAGUUAUAUUCAAAGAAUAGACACUGUCUAUGACUUGAUAUUGAUAUGCGAAUAUUUUGAUGAAUCUUUGAUUAUGAUGCGGGAUAUGUUAAAUUGGAGCACAGACGACAUAGUAUACAUCAAACAAAACGCAAGAUCAGACGAUCAUUCAAAACCGAUCUCGUCCAAAACUGUAGAGAAAUUACGCAAAUGGAACGAAGGAGACGAGGUACUUUAUGAUCACUUUAACAGAACAUUUUGGAACAAAGCGAAGAAAUAUGGCCUUGCAAAGCUUCAACACGAGGUGGCAAAAUUUCGCAGUCGUCUGCGUGAGUGGGCGCGCUCAUGCGUAAGCGAUGUGCCAAUUCGUGGUAUUGAGAUGAAGGACAAGGACUUCCGGCCUUAUGGACCAAACACUCUUGUCUAUCCCCUGCUGCCGGAACAAAAUCAGAACUCGACGUGCCGGCAUCUUGUUAAACCCGAGUUGAAAUUUACUGUUGAAAUAGUUCGUUCUAUGUACGCCAGAGGAUUGUUUCAAUUGCCCUCUACGAGAAAUGAAAGCCAGCAAAAUGAAUAUGUGUUGCUAGACGCUUUAGUGAAUUCAUAAAUAUAACCUAUGCUAAUAAUCUUCUUCAUUUUCAACAUUUGCGUCAAAAAUGAUAAAUUUGGUUGCGAGAUGAU